Magnusiomyces paraingens is the source of this 516-nucleotide messenger RNA. RefSeq lists its product as uncharacterized. The coding region runs from base 1 to 516 and encodes 171 amino acids. Gene Ontology annotation, biological process: regulation of DNA-templated transcription; protein folding. The transcript is spliced from 2 exons. Gene Ontology annotation, cellular component: prefoldin complex; cytoplasm. NCBI's taxonomy places the organism in Eukaryota, Fungi, Ascomycota, Dipodascomycetes, Dipodascales, Dipodascaceae. The record is from RefSeq and is a predicted model, not a curated record.
AUGUCUGCAGCUCCAUCCACGCAAAUCGAUGUCAAGGACUUGUCUCUUGCCCAACUCAAAGAGGUCCAACUACAAUUGCAAAAUGAAAUUAACCAUCUUCAAGAUUCACUUGAACAGCUUUUGAUGGUUCAAUCGCGGUUCCGAGAAUGUGCUGGAUCUGUGGAUCAGCUAACUGGAGGAGCACAUCCUGCACAAGGAGGACAGUCCAUUCUUGUUCCAUUAACAAGUUCAUUAUAUGUUCCUGGAAAGAUUCCUGCAGACCAGACUCCUGAAAACAGCACAUUUAUGGUUGAUGUUGGAACCGGGUACUAUGUGGAGAAGAAUGGAGUUGAGGCCAAGAAGUUUUUCAUUGCAAAGACAGAAAAACUGGACGAAAAUAUGAGAGAUUUGAAAAGGAUUAUUGAAGAUAAGGUCAAGAAUUUCAAUGUGAUUCAAACAGUCAUGAAGGAAAAGAUUAUAGAGCAACAGCAGCAGCAACAACAAGCGCAGGCUCAAGCAAAGAAGGUACCUGCGUAA